Messenger RNA from Daldinia caldariorum, 1994 nucleotides. RefSeq lists its product as uncharacterized. The transcript has 5 exons. The record is from RefSeq and is a predicted model, not a curated record. Bases 371 to 1795 code for a protein of 474 amino acids. NCBI's taxonomy places the organism in Eukaryota, Fungi, Ascomycota, Sordariomycetes, Xylariales, Hypoxylaceae.
AGUUUGGGAUUACGUUAUAAAGCAGUAGUAUAGCAGGGUUUGACCAUAAAGAGUUGUUCAGGCUGCCAGAUAUGGUGCGUUGGGGGCCAAGACGAUUCGCUACAUAGCUACGUUUUGGUAUAGGUAGGCUGCCUGAGUUGAUGCUCAGCUCCGUGAAGGCUGCGUGGAUGGACUAGAUGCACACCGAGCGCAUGGUAAUAGAGCAUACGCCCCUGGGCCAGUCUGCGGUUCUUCCCAAAUUGAUUCUGCCGUCCCCCCCAGAACCAAUUUUCUUUAGCACUCUCCCUCAUUGAAUUUUGAAUCCUAUAGGUUAGGCUAUUUUCUCUUAUUCAACUACUUUCCUGCAAAGUUUAUACCUUCCGUAGCAACGAUGAAUCGGUCAAUCCAUUCGCGAGAUAUUCAAGGGUAUGAAAGCCAUGAAGAACGUGAUAAUAACAAUCAACAAGGGCCGCCAGUGCCUCCUCGGUCUGGAAAUAAGCUUUCCAGAAAAGGCAUGAGAAGAAUUACAGAUGAUGAGGUAGUUGAUGGUAGAGGGUCGAAUGAUGCGUUCAUCAUAGACGAAUCAAGAUACCCAGCUCACCCACCAGGGAAUGGCCAAGGUCAACGGGGCCAACCCAAGCGUAGUAGUCGUGAUACUUCUACACAGGGUACUGGAAACUCAUUUUCAGGUUUUCGUGGCAUGGUUGACCGUCUUAACUGGGGCGGUCCUUCUCCGGCGGACCUCGCGUGCGAGGAACGCUUCGAUAAACUGGAAGCGAAGUACCAUCAGACCAAGGAAAAGAAUAAGAAGCAACAGAUAGAAAUGGAACACCUUCAGAACCAGGUCCAAGCGCUGGAGGAGUCAAAUCAAAUCAUCAAAAGACGCAAUGACAAGCUGCAGGGCUACGUAGACAAUAGAGAGUCUGCCCUAGGGUAUCAGGAGUCUGACGAAGCCAUCACUUCCAAGUUCCGUAGCUUGUACCAUCAAAUCAGAACGUGGUCCAACAAGUUCUGCGUCAACAGCGACAAGCCUAUCAAACUAGCAUUUCCCGACGAAGAGCAGUUCAAGCUUCUUCAACGCGUGCUUCCAAUGAUGAGCAACGUCGAAGACUGGGCUACCUGUCUCUCCGAUAGCAAGCGGCGACGGAAGUUCGUUCGUGGCUGGGUGGCGUUAAAUGUCACCGAAACUAUGUUUCGAACGUUGCCAUCCAAGAGUUACCAGUGGGAUUCUGGUACCGAUUAUUGGAUCCCGGAACAGACACGUCGGGGACUGGUAGAUGUAGAAAGAGCCUUGUUGAACUCAGGACAUUCCAUAACACUGAGCAACUUCCACCAGUGGCGCGCAAUUACCAUGGCGCUCCUCGCCAAGACAUACCCUAACUUCACCGAGGAAGACGUGAUGGCAGAAAACGCAGCAGCCGUGAUGAAAGUCAUUAGUCCUCUCGGGCACGAGCACGAUACCACCCAGCGGCUGAUCGAAAACGUCUACAAGCCGGCGCUGGAGCUCUCCCGCUUGCUCAGGCGUCAACGCGCGUCGUGGUCGGUACGUUUCCCGGCUACGAGGCAACAGCCCGUCCCUGGCGGCAAUGCAGCUGCGAUGCCCACCGCGCUGAGAGCCAUCUUCGACGAUGCUAUUAUGAAGGACAUGGAUCUGGACGAGGAGGAGACCCCGUCGUCAGAUCAAUACUGCCAUAAAUACGUCGAGAUCAUCGUCGGGCCGGCCCUGUUGAAAAGCGGGAACAUCGAUGGGGAGCAGUAUGAUAUGGAGAAUGUGAUGGAAAAGGCUGAGGUGUCUUGUGCGCCGGCGCAGUCUUAGUUUCUACAUGAUUAUGCCUCGUAUGGCGCCAAUGGAAUAACUUAUGUACCUAGGUAGACUACGUGUCUAGGUUAGGUUAGGUCUAGGUAGUCAUUUGUAACAAAGUUAUCAUAUAGGCACUCUUGAUUUCACCUAUCCGAGAUAGAACUUAGUGGUAUGAUGUUAGAUUAUAAGACUACGUCAACAACUAUGCACUCAC